Arthroderma uncinatum is the source of this 897-nucleotide messenger RNA. RefSeq lists its product as uncharacterized. Lineage: Eukaryota; Fungi; Ascomycota; Eurotiomycetes; Onygenales; Arthrodermataceae. Gene Ontology annotation, biological process: biosynthetic process. The coding region runs from base 1 to 897 and encodes 298 amino acids. Gene Ontology annotation, molecular function: pyridoxal phosphate binding. The transcript has a single exon. The record is from RefSeq and is a predicted model, not a curated record.
AUGCAUGCACUCAACGGCAACGAGUUAGGCCCGCAGAGGGCGAAAACAUCCAGCGGAUACGCCGAAUGUAUGCUCACAAAAUGGCUCAAGGACCACAAGCCCCGGGCUGCUGCCAUGAAGGAUCAACCGGCUUUCUAUCGCAACCUCGAACAAGCCAUGGAUAUUUCCCGCGCAGACCCCAGCUUUCACGGCUUUCACGUCGCCAAACCUCGCUGGGACGACUCAGUUCUCGACUUCACGUCAAGCGACUUCUUGUCCUUUUCCCGCUCCGGUCGCAUCCGCGAAGUUUUCUUCGAGGAGCUGGGUCGCCAUGAGAACUUCAGGCUCAGCGCCUCGGGCUCGCGGGUUCAGUACGGAAAUUAUGACUAUCUCAUCCAGGUCGAGCAGGAGAUUGCAGAUUUCCACGGGGCAGAAGCAGCUUACAUUGCUCAUUCAGGAUUCAUGGCCAACGCCGGGACGGUGGCUGCGGUGCCUUUGCCCGGUGAUGCGAUAGUCUAUGAUGAUGCUGUACAUGCUAGCACCCAUGAGGGAAUGAAGCUGUCGCUGGCUUCGCAUCAGCUGUCCUUCCGACACAACGACGCAGACUCUCUCCGUGAGGUUCUCAGCUCGCUAAAGGGAUCGCAUACGGCCUUUGCGUCGGGGAGCUCCUCGAUCCUGAUCGCGGUAGAGUCCGUGUACAGUAUGGAUGGAGACAUUUGCCCGCUCAAUGAGCUGGUCCAGGUGGCAAAAGAGCUGUUCCCCCUUGGCAACGCCCAAUUCAUCAUUGAUGAAGCUCAUAGUGGCGGCGUGAUUGGACCAAGGGGAGCAGGUCUCGUAAACAUGUUAGGGCUCGAGAAAGAAAUGGCUAUUCGCAUUCACAUGUGCAGUAAAGCCUUGGGGUCGACUGGAGGUAAAUAA